CAUUUAUUUUUUCUCCUCCAAUUUCUCAAACAAGAUAAAGUAGUUUAUUGCUCCCAUUAUUGUACAACUCCUCAAUCUUCAUCUCAUCUCUAUCCUCUGUAAUCAAAAAGCUUGUUGUUCCAUGGCUACUAAUCGCUGGCUCAGGCCCGAGGUAUAUCCACUGUUUGCUGCCGUUGGAGUUGCCAUCGGAAUCUGUGGAUUUCAGUUGGUUCGUAAUAUGCGUAUCAACCCUGAAGUCAGGGUAAACAAGGAGAAAAGAGCUGCUGGCAUCCUGGAGAACUUUGAAGAGGGAGAAAAAUAUGCUGAACAUGCUGUCAGAAAGUUUGCUCGUAGUAGGCCACCAGAAAUUUUCCCCAACCUUAAUAGGUUCUUCAGUGACCCUCAAAAGAAUUAAUCGCAUGUAACUGGGUUAGAAUAAAGUUAUCAAAUUUCACCCUUAUCAUGGUGAUUUGUAAUGUAAUGUGACCGUGACGCUAAUCUGUUGUGCUGGAGGAAUUGCAGUAUCGAUGUGUGCGUAAAGUAUGUUCGUCUGUGACAGUUUGUUUUGAGACUUA
This is a messenger RNA of Solanum dulcamara, 554 nucleotides long. RefSeq lists its product as uncharacterized. The coding region runs from base 122 to 394 and encodes 90 amino acids. The transcript is spliced from 3 exons. The record is from RefSeq and is a predicted model, not a curated record. Lineage: Eukaryota; Viridiplantae; Streptophyta; Magnoliopsida; Solanales; Solanaceae.